CACCUCUUUCCCCCAUUCCAUUUUCAGCCUUCUCCUUUCUGAUCAAUCCCACCACUUUCAUCUCCUUACCGUUUUACUUCUUCCUCCAUCUGCUAUUAUUCUUCAUUACAAACCUCUCACCUAUUUACCACUAUUCUUUCUUUCUUUCUUACCAAAGUUGGUGGCUCGCUUCAAAACCAAAGGCAUUCCAGCUUUACCCGCUGCUUCAUUUCAUACCAGCGGUGGCGACUCGAUUCAAAAUCGAAGGCAUUUCAGCUUUACCUAAACCUGAGUUAAGUGAUGAAACCUUUUCUGAGGACUUCCAAAUGAAAAUUUCUUCUGUUUCAGGUCACGAAGAUAAUCAUACGAUCGAUGAGAGAAAUCUUGAAGGCUUUACUCAAAGAAGAAGCAAAACUAUUUCAAUGAACCCACCAAACGAAGUCACUGAAGACGCACAACUAUACUAUGAAGUGGGAUACUCAUCUCAUCCCAUGAUCACCAGAAGCCAAUAAAAAAGACCGCAAGAUGAAUCAAACUACUUUCUCUACUCUGUUGACGACAGGUUCGACUCACCGAAAAAACUAGCAACAGCUCUCCGGCGCUUUAGGUUAUCUCGUCCGGAGGAAAUAACAUUCAGACUUUACCUUAAGAGGGCCAUCAAGUUCCACAACAAAUAUAACAGAUCGCUCUCGGCUUCAAUUGGGAUCCCUCAAAAUAAUUUCAAUUGUUGAUGUAUCAUUUUCUAUCUCUUCCUUUGUUUUGUUCUUCUUGUUCAUCAUUUGGAUUCUCAACCCUUUGUACUCAAACUUUAUUUUAAUAAAUUAGGGAGGUGUUCCCCGGCACUCCCCCACCUCGUGUGGCUUUAACCGGGUUUAAAAAAAA
Cuscuta europaea is the source of this 861-nucleotide messenger RNA. The record is from the annotation of a GenBank genome assembly. NCBI's taxonomy places the organism in Eukaryota, Viridiplantae, Streptophyta, Magnoliopsida, Solanales, Convolvulaceae.